Notothenia coriiceps (black rockcod) is the source of this 2309-nucleotide messenger RNA. RefSeq names its product otoconin 90 (gene oc90). Gene Ontology annotation, molecular function: phospholipid binding; calcium ion binding. The transcript is spliced from 17 exons. NCBI's taxonomy places the organism in Eukaryota, Metazoa, Chordata, Actinopteri, Perciformes, Nototheniidae. Gene Ontology annotation, biological process: phospholipid metabolic process; lipid catabolic process; arachidonate secretion. The annotation marks the transcript as partial. The record is from RefSeq and is a predicted model, not a curated record.
AUGACUGAUUGUCUCGGCCUUCGCUUCACCUGGCUUCACUCGGUCUUCGAUAACUUCCCCUCUCUGCUGAGUUUCUCUCUGAAGCUCCGCUGUGCAACGGGGAUUUGUCCUCGAGACCUGGAGGAUUACGGCUGCUCCUGCAGAUACGAGUCCUCUGGAAACCCUGUGGAUCCUCUGGACAGCUGCUGUGAGACUCACAGCGUGUGUUAUCAGAGCGCUGCCCCCUGCAGGCAGGCGCUGAUCCCCCUCCCCAACAACUCCACCUGCUCAGCAGCAAACUCCAGCUGUGAUGCUGGUGACCGGUGCCAGCAGAGGUUUUGUGAAUGUGACCAGGCGGCCAUCGACUGCAUGACUCGGAGCGAAUACAACUCGUCUCUGAAAAACCUCCACGCGUCUUUCUGCACCGCGGAGAAUCAAACCGUUUCAGAUGCUGUCAGCAUUAGCCUGGAGUCUGGAUCUUUGUUAAGAGGAGCAGAUGAUCUUUCUGCAGUGAACGACUCUCUGAGCUUCUUCCUCUCCAACUCUUCCUUCCUGUCUGCAGAGGAGCUUCAGGAAGGUGAAGACGCUGCAGAGGAAGUAGAAAAAGAAGAAACAGCGCACACAAGUUUCAUCUCGAGAGAUUCAGGUCUCGGAUCAGAAUCAGGGCCCAUCAAAACAUCACAACUGAGCUUUGAAGACAAAAACACAGAAACACCUUCAACAUCCUCCCUUCAAACUACAACUACAACUUCUCCGAGGACUACAACUCCUCGGAAGACUACAACUCCCAGAGAGCCGACACCAACCAACCUGAAUGAGUCAUCCGAGGAAGCUGAUAAAGAAAUAAGAGAUUCCUUCAUCGUCACAACGUCACUGACAGCAAAAGCACCAAUCAGACCGUCUGAGAGGAGAAGGUCAUCUGAAGAAGAGGAAGAGGAAGAGGAGGAAGACGAUGAUGAAGAGGAGGAGGGAGCUUCAGAUGAGCAAGUUAAAGAUAUCCUAACUACCACGUUUACUCCAACAACAACAACAACCUCGGCCAAAUCUACAACAACAACAACAACAACAACAACAACAACACCGACUGUAUCCCCAGAUGCAUCCAACGAGGUGUUAGGAAGUUCAACAGCAUCUGCCUCUCCAACAGGUGGAGGAGAAUCAACAACAACAACAACUCCUCCAGCUUCAGAGGACAGACGAGAGGAAACAGGUUUUCACACAACUCAAGGACAGGAGAAGAUAUCCAGUGUCAAAACAACACCCACCACACCUCCCAAUUCAGGGGAGGAAGUGGUUCCCCCCAUCGCUCCCCCCCCGGGAAGAGCUCAGGUGAGUCACAAAACGACACCUUCAGUGGGAGGUGUAUCUCAGACCACCACAUUGACCUCCAUCAGACCUCUAUCAUCUCAAACCUCCAUCAAACCUCCAUCAUCUCAGACCUCCUCCAUCAGACCUCCAUCAUCUCAGACCUCCUCCAUCAGACCUCCAUCAUCUCAGACCUCCUCCAUCAGACCUCCAUCAUCUCAGACCUCCUCCAUCAGGACCACCACUGAGGCUGAAUCUGAGGAGGAGGAGCAGCCGGAGAAGAAAGAGGAAGCUCCAUGUGAGGAAGAGGAAAAAACAGACAGCUCUCCGGAGAGAGAUAUGGAUGACUUGGAGGUGAGGAAGAGGAUGAUGCCGUCCUUCGCCUGGUCUCUGCUGGAGUCCAUCGGUCUGACUGACGUCCCGCUGCAGCCGGAGAGCAAAGAGUGCAGCCACUCCUUCACGCUGUACGGCAGCGGGGGGGCGGCCCAUCGGGAGCUUCCUGCUCUGGGGGAAAUGCUUCACUGUCUGACCGGACGAUGCCCCCACGAGUACGAGAUGUACGGCUGCUACUGUGGACAGGAAGGAGGAGGGGGGCAGCCUCAGGACCAGCUGGACAGGUGCUGCUUCUUCCAUCACUGCUGUCUGAAGCAGAUCAGCUCGAUGGGCUGCAGUCCAGAGAGAAAGCUCAGCGCUCAGGUUUCCUGUGAGGGGGGGAAGCCUCGCUGUCAGGGCGUGAGUGUGUGUGAUAAACUGCAGUGUGUGUGUGAUAAAACCACGGCGGAGUGUAUGGCGUUCGCUCACUUUAACCAAAGCCUCCCGGCGGCUCAGUGCCGAGGACCCGAGCCCCCCUGCCGGCGGCCCACACGGCCCCCCAACCCACAGCUUUCAUCUCAGUCCAGCGAGGAGAGUGAGGAGAGUGAGGAGAGCCAGGGGGGAAACUCUGAUGACGUCAUCAGGGAGAAACCUGAAGGAGGUCGGGAGACAUCUACGGAUAAAAACACGACUCCUCCAAGAGGCCAGAACAG